CCAGUGCCUAUGUGCUCGGUGGGCAGGAAGCCUCAGGGGACCAAGGUCAGUGCAGCUCUCAUCCCUGCACCCGUCCUACCUCCCUCCAGGUGCGGAGCCCCGCAGCUGAGCACCCUGACAGCUUGGUGUCACAAUGGGUCGUGCAGGAACAGCGGCAAAGGUGGACGCGUGCCCUGCGUGAAGGCUCCAGAGCCAGACAAAAUCAAGCAGGUAACAGCGUUGGUCCGGUGGAAGUAAGGCAAAAGUCAGCUCAUCAUCUGGUAGGAAACAUGGCUUAUUCAUAUGCCUUUCUUGGAGGAUGAGGAUAUGAUGGAGCUCCUAGAGGAAGAUCUCACCUGUCCCAUUUGCUGUAGCCUGUUUGAUGAUCCUCGUGUCCUGCCCUGUUCACACAAUUUCUGCAGAAAGUGUCUGGAAGGAAUCCUUGAAGGAAAUGUGCGGAAUGUGCUUUGGAGGCCAUCCCCUUUCAAGUGCCCCACGUGCAGGAAGGAAACUCCUGUUACUGGAGUCAACAGCUUGCAGGUCAACUAUUCCCUGAAAGGUAUUGUGGAGAAGUAUAACAAAAUCAAAGUGACUCCGAAAAUGCCUGUGUGCAAAGUGCACAGCGGGCAACCCCUCAACAUUUUUUGCCGGACAGACAUGCAGCUGAUCUGUGGGGUUUGUGCCACCCGUGGUGACCACACAAAGCAUGUUUUCUGUUCUAUUGAAGAAGCUUAUUCCCAGGAGAAGCGGGCUUUUGAAACCCUGUUUCAGGGCUUUGAAACUUGGCGUUGUGGAGAUGCCCUCUCGCGGCUGGAUACCUUAGAAACCAGUAAGAGGAAAGCUCUGCAGAUGCUGACCAAAGAUUCUGACAAAGUGAAGGAGUUCUUUGAGAAGCUGCAGCACACGCUGGAGCAGAAACGAAAUGAGAUUCUCUCUGACUUUGAGACCAUGAAGCUUGCAGUCAUGCAGGCCUAUGAUCCAGAAAUCAAUAAACUGAACACAAUUCUGCAAGAACAACGGAUGGCUUUUAACAUCGCAGAGGCCUUCAAAGAUGUGUCUGAACCCAUUAUAUUUCUGCAACAGAUGCAGGAGUUCAGGGAAAAAAUCAAGGUGCUCAAAGAAACCCCUUUACCUUGUUCCAGCGUGGACAUCAGCCCUACAAUGAAGAGCUUUGAUACCAGCCAGUGGAAUGGAAUAAAACUAGUUGAUGUGGACAAACUUUCCUUGCCUCAGGAAAACAACACUCUUAAAUUCAAGAUUCCCUCGGUCUUUUCGCGCAGAUUUAUAGUGACCUCUCUUAUUUGCUUGCUUAUUCUUGCUGUUACCAGAAUGUCCUUUGUGGAGUCAGUCGUUGACAAUCUCCAGUGCUGGAAAUCUCAGUUCUUUACAAUUAGCUUGUCCUAUUUGGCAGAUACAGUGGAGAUAGCAGAUCAUGCAGUCUUUUACUGGGAACAGAUGACAGAUGGAGCUUCACUUCUAAGAGAAAAGUGUAAAAACUAUACAUUGGUGGUACUGGAUAAUGUUGCACAGUUUGUGUGCAAGUAUAAACUGUUGUGAAGUCCCUGCU
Messenger RNA from Chroicocephalus ridibundus (black-headed gull), 1546 nucleotides. It is a transcript of the gene TRIM13, whose product is annotated as tripartite motif containing 13. The transcript is spliced from 2 exons. The record is from RefSeq and is a predicted model, not a curated record. NCBI's taxonomy places the organism in Eukaryota, Metazoa, Chordata, Aves, Charadriiformes, Laridae. Gene Ontology annotation, cellular component: cytoplasm. The coding region runs from base 283 to 1536 and encodes 417 amino acids. Gene Ontology annotation, molecular function: ubiquitin protein ligase activity; zinc ion binding. Gene Ontology annotation, biological process: positive regulation of canonical NF-kappaB signal transduction; innate immune response; positive regulation of macroautophagy.